Molecule: messenger RNA, 1048 nt
Organism: Haliotis rufescens (red abalone)
Lineage: Eukaryota; Metazoa; Mollusca; Gastropoda; Lepetellida; Haliotidae
Product: putative leucine-rich repeat-containing protein DDB_G0290503
Exons: 9
Coding region: 88-777 (229 amino acids)
Biological process (GO): synaptonemal complex assembly
Cellular component (GO): synaptonemal complex
Source: RefSeq, a predicted model, not a curated record
AAAUGUCGUCUGCUGUGUGAACGUUUUCGAGGGAGAUUUUUAAAAAUUUUACCAGUUAAUCACUUUUUUGCAAGUCUAAAUUUGAAAAUGUCCUCGAAUUUCAAAGUUGACUCGCUUCUUAUAAGCCUGAAGGAUUUGCAGAGUGAAAAGAAUUGCCUAGAGCAGAAACUUAACAAACGUCGUGAGAAAAGAAGACAAUGUGAAUGCGAACUUGAAAGAGUUGAAGGCAAGAUGAUGCAAGUCAGUGAUGUGCAUCGCAAAAUGGUUGAGACAUUGAAAGUUGCCCAACUGAAAGUUACACAGACACAAGGACAAACAGAUAGUUUGGAGGAAGCCAACCAGAGAAGAAGGGAUAGAAUAGCUGGCAUUAAUAACAACAUUGCAAAUGAGAAGAUUAAACAACAAGAAAAUAUCAACAGCUUUGAAGACAAAUUGUCUGAACUUACAGAAGAUUUGAUGAGGGCUAGGGCACAUUAUAAAGACGAAAAUCUUCAUAAUGUACUUGUUUCUAGCAAAGAGAAAUUGGAUGAACUGACACAGAACUUGAACAAACGGAACCAGGAAGUGAAGAGACUCACUGAUGCCCUAGAACAACUCAAGUCACAGACAGAUGACAAGGAACAGGAAAUACCAGAGGAAACAUGCAAACAUAUUUGGCAAAUGAUGAAGGAUGAGAACCAGACAAUUCACAGUUACCUGAACCAGCUGCAGACAGACUUAAAGGUUAUUCACGACACAACCCUGUCCCAGGAGACUAAGAAAAUGGCAAUAGAUUAACAUGACAGAGCUUAUGUACAUCAUACAAACUGACUUAAUGAAUCAGCAUACCACAAGUUAUACAUCUAGACUAAUUAUUCUUACUCCAGGAUCGUGUUAACAUAGUCAGCAGAACUUCCCAGUCAAUAAGUAUGAGGGAUCUAGGAUGUAUUGAGCUGCCAGCUAUGAAGGCAUCAUAAGGAACCACAUUUGUAAAAGAUUUGGUGUAUUAACUUCAUAAGUUCAUUCUUCUUUUGUAUUCAUGAUACCAAUAAAUGCUUUCUUCAACAUA